GGCGCGCACAAGGCGGAGAACAAACUUGGCUAUGAACUAAAAUAGCACAGAGGCUAACUGUGGACAAGAAACCAAAAACACUUACUGUGACACGAAGGAACUAGGACAUGAGCAGAGUGAAACCAAAAGUAGACAGAGCUACAACGACAAGUAUUAAGAACAACGACACGACAGGUAGGAACGACAAUGAUCCAGCAAUGACUGGAGGAGAAGGCAGGUUUAAAUAGUAGCUGGCUGAUUGACACCAGGUGUGGCCAGGUGCCAAUCAGCCACAGCUGAGGGGAAGCAGCACUCAGGGAGACACUCAGGAAAUGAAGACAAAAUAAAAGCGCUGACAGGAAACUAAGACAAACACAGAGAAAAAACUAAAACAGUCAAACUGUCAGGGACAAGCCUGACACCUACGCAGUCAAAUAUUUAUUAAAAUCCUAAUUUUUUUCAAGGGCAAGUGUUAGUCCGCGCCUCAAGUGGUGGUGCUUGCCCAGGGUGCCAAACAGGCUGUGUGUCACUCAUUACAUUAUGUUACGUUCUUCCCUACGGAGGGCCGCUAUAAUGCACUAAUGAUGGUGGUGGUGGGAGUGGUGAAAUCAUGAGCUUGUACAUGACACUCCUUCAUCCCUCCCCUUCUUCGCUCUGUGUUUUGUUUGGGGUACACCACUCCUGUUCCUUGCGGGACAGUAAAUCUGAAGACCUCACCCACUCACAGAAGAAUAAUCAGUCUCUUCAUCUCCUCUUCAGGCUCAUCAUCUGUAGUUGUUCCUGGAGGAAAUGGCUUCCAAGGGGAAAAUGGGCUAUAAGUGUCGUAUUGCCUCAGUUCUGUUGCUCCUACUGACCAGCAUCGCUGCUCUCAUUGCUGUCACUGUUAUUCAGAGCAAGUGGAGGCUCAGCCAGCCUAUCUUACAGUACGGAAUAGUGAUCGACUCAGGUUCAUCCCGGUCCAACAUCUAUGUGUACAAGUGGCCCGGGGACAAGCAGAAUGAAACAGGAGUGGUGACGGAGAAAUCGAACUGCAGAGUGCCAGGUGAUGGAAUUUCAGCCAUGGGAAUCGACCCAAAUAAAGACAAAGAAUCAUGGGAAGGCUUCAAAAAAUGCAUGACGAAUGUCUCCGCAGAAAUUCCUCCGGAAAAGCACAACAGCACUUCUCUCUUCUUGGGGGCCACAGCCGGGAUGAGACUGUUACAAGAGCAGGAUCCACAGCGAGCUGCUGAAGUCCUAGAAAGUCUGAGAAAAUACCUGCAGUCGCUGCCCUUUGACUUCAAAAAUGCAUCCAUCAUUACUGGUCAGGAGGAAGGACUCUACGGAUGGAUUACUGUCAACUAUCUCUUGGGAAACUUCCUUGAGAAAAACACAUGGAAUACCUACAUUCGUCCACACGGGUCAAAGACUAUGGGCUCAAUGGAUCUUGGUGGCGCAUCAACACAGAUCGCCUUUGCGGCUGAGGAUGAGCUAAUGGGGCCUGACUACAUGCACAUCAAACUGUACGGUUACAACUACAACGUCUACACUCACAGUUUCCUCUGCUAUGGCAAAAAUGAGGCUGAGAAGAAGAUUUUGGACAAAAUCGUUCAGGGAUCAUCUAACCAUGUCAACAUUACCAACCCCUGCUACCCGGUGGACUAUGAGGUGACCUAUAAUGCCUCAACCAUUUAUGACACAGAGUGCACAAAGAAACCAAAAAACUACAACCCGGAUAAACAAUACCACAUGGUGGGUGUGGGUGACUCGAACCAAUGUCAGAGAGUAGUGGAAUCCCUAUUUGAUUUCAGCCCCUGUUAUCCUGCCCCCUGCUCCUUCAAUAAAGUCGAGCAGCCGCCAGUCACCGGGGAAUUCUCGGCAUAUGCAGGGUACUUCUUCAUUGCCAGAGCUCUGUUGAUGAACAAUGACACUUACGAUGUCAGACCAUCAGAGUAUGAUGAAUUCUACAACAAAACCAACCAAUUGUGCAGCACACCUUGGAGUGAGCUAAGGAAGGAGAAGCACUGGAUCGGUAUAAAACACCUUCGCACUUACUGCUUCGCCUCUCAUUACAUCUUCACUCUAAUGGCCAAAGGUUACAAAUUUGACAGAGACACAUGGAGAAACAUUCACUUCAUUAAUAAGGUGAAGAACACCAGCGUAGGUUGGAGUUUGGGAUACAUGCUGAGCAGCUCCAAUAUGAUACCAUCAGAGAUGGAAGAAGUCCCCCCGUUGACUAACCCCGUCUUUGCCGGUCUUGUCUUUUUAUUUUCAGCUCUAACCAUUGUUACUGUCAUCUUCAUUUUCAUUAUCCUUAUUCGCAUGUGCUACUGAGCACGUCUUUUUGUAUGCGUGUGUCCCGUUUUAAGAGCCUUGUUUACAGCUAAUGUGCUUGCAUUGUCUCAAAAUAUUUUACAAGUGGGUUCAGGAAGUUGAAUUAAUAUUAUGAAAGUAUGACAAAAUUAAUUAAAAGAGUAACAUGAAGCUGUAAACGUCUAGCUUUUGGCACAUGGGUCUCAAACUUGCGACCCAUAUUUUGUGGCCCUCGACUUCACUUAAUAGUUUAGUGCAGUGGUUCUCAAAUAUUUUUUAAUGAGUACCACCUCAGAAAACACUUGGUUCUGCAAGUACCACCAUAAUGAGCAACAUUAAAAUACAGUAGUGUAGUAGGCCCAAGUAUUCCUUAAAACCAAGGCAAAGGCUUAAUUUACCAAGUACCGUAAAUUUCGGACUAUAAGGCACCAAUUUUUCCUGCGCUUUUCCCCCUCCGGCUUAUAAAAUGGAGCAGCUAAUUUAUGGAUUUUUUUUUCCGCUGACAGCCUUUAUGAAAAAAGUAGAUUAAAGAAAGUGAAAAUACACUGAAUAGGUGUGUUAUUGGUGCCAUUUUAUGGACUAGUUCGCUCACUGCAGGUACUGGAGUGAUGCAUUGCCCUUCUGUUUAGAUUACUGCUUUCAACCGGAAGUACAAUUGCAGUUCAGUCCGCUACCCGUCAAUAACGUUUCUACUCAUAUGGAUUCUUCAUUUAUCAUUCAAAGCAACGUUUGUAAGUUUUACAGUGUAACUAAAACAAUUCUUACUUAAUUAACCGUUUUAUUUGUGAUGUCUAUAGUGUUUUCAUGCAUAUUUGUGCGUGCCAUUUUUAUGUAAUGAAGUUGUUAGCAUUAGCUAGUAUGCUAAAAAAUUUACAAGAGUCUGUGUUAGAACUAUUAACUUACAAUGGCAUUCUUUUUGUAUCGUUUCAGUUUCAUGAAUUCACCAAAACGUCACCGUGGACUUAUUGAGUCUGUUUAGCUGAUUGGAGAGCUAGCUUCCGCAGCUAAUGGGUCCGUGAAAAUGACUUUUGUUUUUGUUACUGCCAUGUUAAUGACACCGUUUGGAAACAAUUAAGUUAUAUAGAGAAAACAUUUACAAAGUCUUUCUGUGUAAAAAAAAAAGUAAUUUCACAACAUAUAUGCAGCUUAUAGUCUGGUGUGGCUAUUAUAUGGAAAGUAUUUUUUCUUCUAAAAUUUAGUGGGUGCGGCUUAUAUACCAGUGCGCUCCAUAGUCUGGAAAAUACAGAAUAUGCAAUAUUUUUGACAAGGUAGCAUUAAAUAUAGGAAAAUAAAACUAUACCACUUAAAUAAUGAAUAAAAAAUCAGGCGUACCACUCAACGUGCAUGUACCAAAGUUAGAGAAUCACUAGUUUAGUGUAAUCGCGGUCCACACACCCUGGAUGGCGAAUAGUUGAAUAUAACAUGGCAAUCUUGAAUUGCACUAGAUCGAGGUCUUUACAAUUACAAGGGGUUUGCAGAGGUACUGCAGGGGUAUUGCAGGCAUUUUAAUAAAUGCCUGCAAUAUAUACAAACAUUUAAAUGUAUUUAAAUACACAUUAACAUUGAUCCAACACACUUUAGUGUAGUUUAGAAGUGGCAGUGACACGGCCACACUCUUCAAUGCAAAUUGCUGGUUUAAAAUAAAAACAUGGAUACAUAAUUAUAUCAUUAUAUUCAUGUUAGCAAUUAUGAUAGCCAAGAAUUAGAGCUUUAGUUGCAAGCAAGCUAUUAGAGGCACUGUACUGUAAUAAUUGUAUAUAUGCGUGUUGCACAGUAUCAAUUGUAUACGUGGUCCCCGUUCCAUCUCACCGUAACUUUGGGGAUCCUUGGCCUGGAGAACGUUGAAGAUCCCUGCACUACACACUAACUUUACAACAAAAAUUACAGCACAACAAACACACUGGACAACACAAUGAGCAACUUGCGUUAAGUAAGCUGAAGUAUUAACCAAUUUAGUCACGUAUUUAAAACGUGAUUCUAAAGUGAAUACACUAUGCUCACCCAUGCUCUACUUCCAGUGGCCCUCAGUUAAAUUGAGUUUGAGACACCUGUGUUAGCAUAAACAUAAUAUGUUAAAGGGAGGACUAACAAUGAAAGAAUCAUAUUCUGUUAGUCAUUUGUAAUUACUUCAUAGAUAUAGCCCAAAAAAUUAGGAAGACCAUCGUAGAGUAUGAGGACCACUGAUUGUAGGCAGGCUCUAUCUAGUGGUACUUUUAGGAAUGCCAGAAACAGAAAAAUAAAAGUAAUAACUGUGCAAAAACAAAUGUAUUAGCCAAAUAUGUGUUGAAAGUGAAUUCAAACUAAAUGUCUCUCUGCGGGAAUUGUCUACAAUACUCCACAAGUUGCAGUCACCUGCAAGUAUAAGCCACAUAAUCAAAGCUACUGUAAACCGCAUAUGUAGCACAACGGUGGUAUUUGCAAAGCAAACUUUAUUUUUUUUUUUAGAUUAUGCUUUGUGUAAACCUUUAAGAAAUCAUUGCCAGAGGAAGCUUGCACAUAACUAAGUACAACAUAUUUCUGUGAGGACACAUAGCUCUUUUUAUAAUAACAAUAAUAAUAAUUGAUUAGAUUUAUGUAGCGCUUUACAGACAGAACUGAGAACCCAUCAUUCAUUAAGCGAUGUCUCUUACCUGCUGACCGUUUCCCGUGUAGCUUUCUUUAGUGACGUGUCUAACAAAAAAAAAAAUGAAACAACUUAAUUUGUUUGUACCUAUGUUUUAAGAAUAAAAAGACACAAACACAAAUGAUCAACCAUCGCCCCAGUACAGGAUUGUAGAAACAUUUUCCUAAGUAAUUUAACACUUGCAUACAUUUUGUACAUUAAAGAUGCUAAAAAAAACAUCCAAUGUAGGUCAAAGUGUGUUAAUAAGCUAGCUAAACAAAACAUGAAAAACAUUGUGUAAUAUUUAAAAAUCAUGAAUAAUAAAACAUUUUUACAACAUGUUGAGGGCCAAUAAAAACAUGCUCCAAAAAGACCCCCUUUUUAUUCAAUAGACUUAUUUUAUGUUUUUCAUGGCAAAAAGUGCUAAAGUUCUUUACUCGUCUUAUUGUUUUUGAAACACAUGGUAGUGCACGUCCCCUAAAAAAUGUUUUACUUACGCUAACAAAGCUAAACACCUAAAUGUAGCACAUACCCAAUACAGUUUCUUAAAAAAAAUGUUUUAUGAAUGAUAGCUUAUUUGACUAUUAUUUACAAAUUUAGGAAGCUUGUACAUAACUUAAAUGCAAUGCGUGUUCUUGUCGUUUGGUUUAAUUUUUGUACAUCAAGACUGAAACUUUAAUUUUACUGUAGUUUUGACUAUGAUCAUUUACAACACUGGAUUUGGAGGCAUUAUUGUAGUGUCUUCUUUUUAUUAAUUGUGCGAGGUGUUGUAAUUAACAGAAGAUGUUUUUUUUUUUUUUUUUAAAUCUCAGGGACACAAUAACAAUUAAUUCAACAUUUUACUUCCAAAAAGUCCUGACACCCUCCUGUUUUCUCUCCACUAAUAUAUACAGUAUGCACUUCAAUUGCACUAACUGCAUAUGCAAAACAAUAUCACUUGUUGUGUGUUAACUAAUUGGAAAACACUGAUUCUUAAAACUCAGUUGAGAUAGUGUGUAAGCUAAACAUACAUGUUAGAUGAAGCUCAUGUAUGCUAUUUGUGUAAAAAUAGAACAGUUGUGUAGUCUCUGUAUUGGGCAUUAGACAACCUUUUCCCCCUACCAAAAACUUGGCCUGCUGCACAAUUACCUAUUGUAAUUUCAAAAGCAAUGAAAUGACACUCAAGUAGGAUUUGCAAUAUUAUUUUAUUUUUUUAAGUUGUUUUAAUUGUAACGUUUUGCUGAGCAGUAGGUUGUAAUUAUUUUUCUCAUAAUGGAAGUUUUUCAUGGUAAUGUUUUUUUUUCUGUAUUGUCCAAAGAAAACGAUGAUUACAAAACAACUCAAUUCAAAGAGGUCAUGUCUGGCAGCAUGAAUGAAAUAAUAAAUGCCUUUUUUCAUCACUUAUGUUAGCACUGGACACAAUUAUGCAUGAUUCUAAUGUGAUGCAUUGACUGUGUCAUCUAUGUUUUGAUAA
Molecule: messenger RNA, 6323 nt
Organism: Nerophis lumbriciformis (worm pipefish)
Lineage: Eukaryota; Metazoa; Chordata; Actinopteri; Syngnathiformes; Syngnathidae
Gene: entpd3
Product: ectonucleoside triphosphate diphosphohydrolase 3
Biological process (GO): nucleoside diphosphate catabolic process
Cellular component (GO): plasma membrane
Molecular function (GO): GDP phosphatase activity; ribonucleoside triphosphate phosphatase activity; UDP phosphatase activity
Source: RefSeq, a predicted model, not a curated record